Plasmodium gallinaceum is the source of this 981-nucleotide messenger RNA. Its product is annotated as conserved Plasmodium protein, unknown function. NCBI's taxonomy places the organism in Eukaryota, Apicomplexa, Aconoidasida, Haemosporida, Plasmodiidae. The transcript has 2 exons. The record is from RefSeq and is a predicted model, not a curated record. Bases 1 to 981 code for a protein of 326 amino acids.
AUGAAUAAAAAUAUAAAGAAUGAGAGAAAAUGUGAUAAUGAAAGAGAAAUAAUUUUAUUAGGUUUUCUAAAUAUGGAAUGUGUGUAUGGUAAAAAUUGGUUCAGUAAAAAAAAUGAAAUAAAAAAAGAUAUAGAAUAUAAAGCUGUGAAAUUAAAUCAGGCGUUUAAACAUCCAUCAAUAUUUCAUGAAAAUUUUGAAUUUUUAUCAGCAGAUGAUUAUAAUUAUGUAAAAAACAAUUAUAUAUAUAGUGCUAUUCUUAUAUUUAAUCCAAAUUUAACUAAUAAAAAUUCUAAUGAAGAAAAAGAAAAUAAUAAAAAUUCAGUAAAUAAUUCUAAAAAAAAUGUAUAUAUGAUUAGUAAUAAUAAAAAAAGUAAAGAAAAUAAAUCAAAAAUUGAAAAUAUAAAAAUUCAUGAAAAUGAGAAAAAUACAGAAGAAUGUUCUAAUGAUAGUCAAUUAAAAGAAGUAAAUAAUGAAACGGAACAAAUAAAAGAUAAUUUAGAUAAAAAAAAAGAAGGAAUUGGUGUUUUAGUUGUAACAUGUAAAAAAAUGGAGAAAAUAAAAAUGAAACAUAUUUUAAUUAAAAUGUUAAAAAAGGAAAUAAAAGUAGAAUCAACUGUUUUAAAGUGUAAAGAUAAAAUUUCAAACUACAAUAUAAAAAAUAAUGAAGAUAAUAAAUCAAAAAGUAAAUUAACUGAAAUAAAAUAUUUAGAUAAACCAGAUAUAUCACUUAAUAUUAAUAAGCCAUUUGAUGUAAAAAAAAAUAAUUUCUUUAAUAUGACAGCAUAUAUAUAUGGAUCUUCAAAUAUUUUAGCAAAUACAAGUUUAGUUCAAAGAGAAUAUUGUGAUGAUGAAUGGGCAGAAAAAUUGAGAAGGACAAAAAAAGAAAAAGCGGAAAUUAACAAAACUGUAAGUGAUAAUAAUAAAGAAUCUAGGAAAGAAACUGGAUUAAUUAGGUCAUUUACAUCUUUGUUCAAAAAAUAA